AUGUUCGUCAUUGUCACUGCGACCAAGGACCAGGGACAUGCCGACAGAAGGGACUGGGGUCAAGGGUCAAGGAGCAUGACAACCGCCGUCCUUGCCUGA
This is a messenger RNA of Fusarium verticillioides 7600, 99 nucleotides long. RefSeq lists its product as hypothetical. The transcript has a single exon. Bases 1 to 99 code for a protein of 32 amino acids. NCBI's taxonomy places the organism in Eukaryota, Fungi, Ascomycota, Sordariomycetes, Hypocreales, Nectriaceae. The record is from RefSeq and is a predicted model, not a curated record.